Rana temporaria (common frog) is the source of this 2136-nucleotide messenger RNA. It is a transcript of the gene STAR, whose product is annotated as steroidogenic acute regulatory protein. Gene Ontology annotation, biological process: intracellular cholesterol transport; steroid biosynthetic process; regulation of steroid biosynthetic process. NCBI's taxonomy places the organism in Eukaryota, Metazoa, Chordata, Amphibia, Anura, Ranidae. The transcript is spliced from 7 exons. Gene Ontology annotation, cellular component: mitochondrion; mitochondrial intermembrane space. Gene Ontology annotation, molecular function: cholesterol transfer activity; cholesterol binding. Bases 238 to 1092 code for a protein of 284 amino acids. The record is from RefSeq and is a predicted model, not a curated record.
AAGAAUUCCGGAGCAUGCCCCAGCAGUACAGAUCACAUCGACCAAGGGCUUAGACAUUCACCCUGUCACUGGUCCUACACACCUAGACCAACAGCCCAUACAGUGUGAGCUUGGAGAUACUGACCAUCUACAGAGAGCCUGGAAAUACCGCCUAACCACCAACACCAAAUACAGAACCGGUGAUCACCAGCUCACACUACCUUCCUCUACUGGGCAUAUAUUACAAUCAUUAAAGACAUGCUACCUGCUACAUUCAAGCUGUGCGCUGGGAUAUCAUACCGACAUCUACGCAACAUGACAGGUCUACGGAGGACGGCCGCUGUAGCUCUCUCACAUGAACUGGAAAAACUUGCUCUGGUUGGACCUGGGCCCAGUCAAUGGAUAAACCAAGUUCGAAGAAGGAGUUCCUUACUGAGUUCAAGGCUUGAAGAAAAGGUCUUUAAUGAAGCAGAGAUAUCCUACAUCAAACAGGGACAGGAGGCAUUAAAGAAGUCAAUGAGCAUCCUUGGAGAGCAGGAUGGAUGGAAAGUUGAGAUUGUGGCGGAAAACGGAGAUAAAGUAUUAAGUAAGGUCUUGCCAGACAUUGGAAAGGUCUUUAAGCUUGAGGCGGUUGUGGGAAAGCCUCUGGAUAGAGUCUAUGGAGAACUGGUGGACAACAUGGAAAGCAUGGGAGAGUGGAAUCCCAAUGUCAAAGAAAUCAAGAUUCUUCAAAGAAUUGGUAACGACACAGUGAUAACGCACGAGAAAGCAGCAGAGACUGCUGGGAAUAUCAUUGGACCUCGUGAUUUUGUAAGUGUUCGGUGCAACAAGAGGAGAGGCUCCACCUGCAUAUUGGCCGGCAUGUCAACAAGGUUUGGAGGAAUGCCGGAACAGAAAGGCUACAUCAGGGCAGAGAACGGACCUACAUGUAUGGUUCUACAUCCGGUACUUGAAGAUCCAUCAAAGACUAAACUAACUUGGCUUCUCAGUAUUGACCUGAAGGGGUGGUUACCCAAGUCUAUCAUCAACCAGGUUCUCUCCCAGACACAAGUGGAUUUUGCCAAACAUCUUCGGAGUCGAGUGGCCAUGUCCUCUAAUGUGUCUCUCUGCUAACACAGCACCCUUCAUCGACUUGGGACAAUCAUCAUCCAUUCAUCUGUCAUUUUAAGACUCCUUUCAGAAUUUUGUCAACAGCCUCGAUCACCAUCUGCUAUAAGUUAUGGGCAUUUCCUUAAGCAAACUAUUUUUCUUUUAAAUGAUUACUAUGCCAAGUCCAGGGGCUAUGCCCUAAUGAUCAGAAAAAGUUAUAUUGUAGUUUUUACAAAUUACUGUUCUUAUACAUGCCUUAUCGAACAUCUUUUCAACCUACCUUACCAGAACGAACUGUUUUGCUUCAUGUUCUAGAAAUAGUACUUGAUAUUCUUGCUACAAAUUAUGGCAAUUAAAAAGCACUACAAAAGCUCAACAUAAAUAAAAUGUGGAGAAGUCAUUAGAUUUGACCCAAAGUCCCAGGUUUAAUGGGCCUCAAAUCUCCUAAAGUACAGCCAUUUAUUUUGUUUGUUUUGGAAGAGUUAGAACCUCUGUCAUUCUUUUAAUGCUAUCUCUGCAACUAGAUUAACCCUCUAUUUGUCCUGGUGACCAUUGUCACUCAGACAGAAAGUAAUGGGAAAUCAAAAAUGUUACAGUUGUCACCAAAAAAGGAGAUAAGUAGAAAUCUUCCAACAAGGAUACACAUUCUGGUGACAACUGUCUAAGAGGGUAAUUUCUGUAGAGAUGAGAUGCAACAAGACGUGAAGGGAAAUCUCCCCAACGAGACACGGCAUACAAUAAACUAACAGGUAACCUCCCUACUAUAGUCAAAAGCAAAAAACAAAAAACAACACAUACACUUAAAAUAGAACAAAUGUGUAAAUUUUAAAUUGCAACCAAGGACCUAGAUGCUAGUGAAGAGAUAUUCCACAUUUAUGAUCAUAUUUCCAGGUAAUACUGGCCCAAAAUGAAUUCGGUGUUCAGCUUAUUUAGCCUAUUAUUAAAAUGUGUAUUGUGAAAACACAUACAUAUUAAUAGCUCAUGGGAAAUAUAUCAUACAUCUGUCUUUAUUUGUGAUUUCCUGUUUUUUCCAUACCUCUUCCAAAAAAAAAAGAAAAAAAAAAAAAA